Messenger RNA from Cydia fagiglandana, 2753 nucleotides. It is a transcript of the gene TRAM, whose product is annotated as translocating chain-associated membrane protein 1. Gene Ontology annotation, cellular component: endoplasmic reticulum membrane. The coding region runs from base 221 to 1354 and encodes 377 amino acids. Gene Ontology annotation, biological process: SRP-dependent cotranslational protein targeting to membrane, translocation; protein insertion into ER membrane. NCBI's taxonomy places the organism in Eukaryota, Metazoa, Arthropoda, Insecta, Lepidoptera, Tortricidae. The record is from RefSeq and is a predicted model, not a curated record. The transcript is spliced from 8 exons.
UUGACGUGCGUAAAGUGAAAGUGUCACGUCGGCCAAUUCGCUGUCAGUAAUAUUUUUGUUCCGAUAUAAUUUCGUAUUGGCUGCUUAUUGGUACGGAAAUAACGCUAGUUUUGAAAAAGAGAAAAAUAAUAAUUGUUACUUGUUUUAUGAAAACCAUCUUACGUGUGUAAAACAGUAGUUAAGGACAAGUUAUCUCUGAUCUAGGUUAUUGCCGGGAAAAAUGGGUGUUAAGCCUGCAAUUGGAAGAAAAUCUAACAAAAGCCCACCUAUAUUUAGCCAUGAAUUUGUGAUCCAGAAUCACGCAGAUAUAGUAUCAUGUGUGGUUAUGGUUUUCCUGGUUGGACUGAUGGUUCAGUCGACGAGUCCCAUCGCCAGUUUAUUCAUCAGUCUGCACCAUAAUGUUAGUGGCGUGGAGCCUACGAGAGAAAAUCCUAAGGGUGAGCCUUUCUCGUACGAAGCGGGUUGGAAAGAUUCCUGCGCGGUGUUCUUCUACUCGCUCGUAUGCAUCGUGAUGCAUGCAAUCCUUCAGGAAUACUUCUUGGACAAAAUAUCAAAGAAGUUCCACUUGUCAAAAUCAAGAUUGAGUUCGCUGAAUGAGUCUGGUCAGCUGGUUGUGUUCCAUUUGGUGACCUUGCUAUGGGGAGGUGAUGCUAUUCUUCGAGAAGGAUUUGCAUUCAACAUUUCACAGCUGUGGGAUGGCUACCCGAACCACCCAAUGAGCUUCCUGCUGAAACUGUGGUGGAUCGUCCAGGCUGCAUACUGGAUCCACACUCUCCCCGAACUGUACUUCCAACGCAUCAAGAAGGACGAGUGGGCCGGCCGUAUCCGCCAGGCUCUCAUCGCAUUCACUUUUGUAGCUCUGGCUUAUGGCUUCAAAUUCCAGCGUGUUGGCGUCAGUUUGGUUGUCCUGCACUCCCUGGCCGAGUUCGUGUCACACGCCUACCGUCUUAACGUCAUCCUGAGGGGCGAGCGAGAGGACUUCAUCGAGAAAUUCGGCCGGCUGGUGAAUGGGUCGGUGUUCGUGCUGGUGCGGCUGGCCUCGCUGGUGCUGGGCGUGCUCACGUUCUACUUCGGGCUGGCCGGCGCCGCGCCGCUGCUGCUCCGCGUCGGCGCGCUCUCGCUGCUCGUCUCCUUCCAGGUUUACCUCAUGUUCAACUUCAUCUCUGAAGCCAUGAAGCAGAGGCAAGAGUCCCGCCAGCUGGCCCUGAACAGGCCGAAAAAGGAAAAGAAAGACAAACCUAAAAAGGAAAAGGUAAAGAAAGCACCCGUCGAAGAAUCCGAUCUGCCGGAGGUGGACCAGAACACGAACAAAACUCUAAGGCAGCGACAAGCCGCCGCCGCCAAGGCCAAGUGAAGCCCUCCUGGUAGCCCAUAGACCUGCACUUCCGAACCGACACGCCGAACGGCCAUCACUGCAUAUUCUAAAAGCAUUGACGAUUCGACACUGACAUGACGAAAUAUUUAUUGUAGUAGCUUCCUAAGGUCCAAGGUCCUACCUAUAGUUACUCUACAGUUCGAUGAAAUUUAAAUCCUAUUCAAUAGGAACAGAGUCGCUUUUGCUUUGUUUCGUAAAGCUUUCCAACAACGCAAAAUCAACUUUAGUUCCUACACUAUUCAGGUUCAGAUUUCUAUGGCAAAUUUCGUAUUUUUCAUUUGUAUGGCUGGGCAUUAGGAGGGUAGAAAACAUUGUAUUGACUGUUCCUACACGACCCAAGGGUUAUUAAAGUUAUACCAUGACAUAAUUAAACGUCGCAAACCAUUUGUGGGAGAUAUUUUUUAAAGGUUUGGAGAAGUGACGACCAUCUGAAGUGCACGUCUGGGCUUGAUCUAGUUCAAUGAAGGUUGUCCUCGUCCUGUCGUAUCUGUCUUUCCACUACAUAACGAGUCUUUCAUUUUUAAUCUUCCUAUUUCAUGUAAUUAAUAAACAAUGUUGUGUUAACAAGUUAGAGCACAAAGUAUAUCGAUAUUUGGUCAACUAUACAUGGCUUUACCUACUUUGAUUUUUUUUUAUGUAUAUCCAACCAUUACCAGAAAAUUUUACCCCGACGUGAUAAUAAUAAAACUUACUCGUCAAGAAAUAUGUUCUGUUGAGUUGUUAGGUAGGUAUAUUCUACGUAAAUGUGGCGUUAAUUUUCUCAAGUCAUGAUUUGGAUAGCAGAACGUACUGUCAUAUAAAAGUAUAGUGGAUACAGGGUUGUAAAAUAUCUCCUAAAGUGUAAAAAUAAAUGUAAUAGGUUAAAAUGUUGUUUAUAUGAAUAUAUUGAUAAGGAUUACGAGGUACUGUGUGUUCAACACUUUAAACGGAGGAACUGCAUAGUUAAUUUGCAUUUUUAAUAUAUAUUUUCAAGAAUUCCAAUACUGAGUUAUUUUAAAUAUAUUCGUAAUUAUUUUUGUAAUGCGGAUUACUUUUUAUUACAUAAGUUCUUUUAUUUUUGUGACUAUUUAUUCUGUAACAUUCGAAGUGAAAAUUGUUUUGGUGCUCUCGAGAUUUUAAUUUAUGAAAGGUUUUAGGCUUUGUAAUAGAUUGCUCUGUUGCCGACCGCGAGCUCGCUGGGGAGCAUUCUGUUACGCCAUGAGAUUGGAUCCAUGUUUGUUGUUAUGUAUGUAAACAUUGUGAACUAAAGCAUAAAUGAAAUUAUUCUUCCUAAAUGUGAAAUUUGUGCUCACAAUUUAUAGUUAUUAUUUUAACAUGAAUUGUCAAUUUUAAAAAGCUUGAUGUUAUUUUUAUUUCAGAAUAAAUUUUGUAACAAUAA